AUGAAGAAGGGUGCUCGAGACGCAAAACAUGCCGACUGCACGGCAAAAAGAGCUGUGACAAUACACUUUGGCAGUUCAUCUUUGCGCAGGGGAGAAGGGCCACAACUUGUAGUUGCUGUCUACGGACUGGAUUCCUUCGGCAAUGACGUGGUUAGAGGCUACGGUGCAGUGCACGUACCGCCCAUUCCGGGAACGCACAAGAAGGCAUUGCACAUGUUUGUGCCCGAAUCUUCAUCCUUCCUUCAAAAGCUCACGAGCUGGGUCACCGGCCGGAGGCCCGAAUUCAUUGACUUCAAAACUGCAGCCCGCGGAGAAGGACGUGAAGUGACGAGGACAUCCUCAAAUGGAGUCGUUAACGUUGUCUUCAAUGUGGUCUCAAAAGACAUGAAAAAGUAUGGCUACAACGUCGGAACUGUCGAUGGCCAUAGUGGACGUGUUAUUGAUGUUCCAGUGCCGUUCUGA
Ornithodoros turicata is the source of this 462-nucleotide messenger RNA. Its product is annotated as B9 domain-containing protein 1-like. NCBI's taxonomy places the organism in Eukaryota, Metazoa, Arthropoda, Arachnida, Ixodida, Argasidae. The transcript has 4 exons. The record is from RefSeq and is a predicted model, not a curated record. Gene Ontology annotation, biological process: cilium assembly. Bases 1 to 462 code for a protein of 153 amino acids. Gene Ontology annotation, cellular component: MKS complex.